Molecule: messenger RNA, 1528 nt
Organism: Hyla sarda
Lineage: Eukaryota; Metazoa; Chordata; Amphibia; Anura; Hylidae
Gene: GET3
Product: guided entry of tail-anchored proteins factor 3, ATPase
Exons: 7
Coding region: 222-1250 (342 amino acids)
Biological process (GO): post-translational protein targeting to endoplasmic reticulum membrane
Cellular component (GO): GET complex
Molecular function (GO): ATP hydrolysis activity; ATP binding
Source: RefSeq, a predicted model, not a curated record
AUCACAAUUUGCUGUCGUGAGUUUGACAGUGAUUGGCAUUAAGAUGAACCAAUCACACAUCAGGAUGGACUCUGACAGGUCUCCUAACCAGUAGCUGAAUCGGUGACGCCCACAUGCCUCGCUUGGAUUGGUCAAAGGGGAGUGUUGGACUGUCUGAUUGUGGAGGUCCGCACGGGGGGGUAGAAGGUUGGUUACGUAGGGUCACGUGAUUCAACGGGAAGAUGGCUGCGCCGGUGGAUGAUGAGUUUGAAGAUGCCCCAGAUGUGGAGCCGCUAGAACCUACGUUGCUCAAUGUCAUUGAACAGCGCUCCCUCCGGUGGAUCUUUGUAGGAGGGAAGGGCGGAGUGGGCAAGACCACUUGCAGUUGCAGUCUGGCCGUCCAGCUUUCUCGGAUUCGGGAGAGUGUACUGAUCAUUUCCACAGACCCCGCUCAUAACAUCUCAGAUGCAUUCGACCAGAAGUUCUCCAAGGUCCCCACCAAAGUGCGCGGCUAUGACAACCUCUUUGCCAUGGAAAUAGACCCCAGCCUUGGGGUGGCUGAGCUGCCCGAUGAGAUCUUUGAGGAGGACAAUAUGCUGAGUAUGGGCAAGAAGAUGAUGCAGGAGGCCAUGAGCGCCUUUCCUGGGAUAGAUGAAGCCAUGAGCUAUGCGGAGGUGAUGAGGCUGGUAAAAGGGAUGAAUUUCUCGGUUGUGGUCUUUGAUACAGCCCCCACCGGGCACACACUUCGGCUUCUUAAUUUCCCGACCAUUGUAGAGCGAGGCCUGGGGAGACUGAUGCAGAUCAAGAACCAGAUCAGCCCAUUUAUAUCCCAGAUGUGUAAUAUGUUGGGUCUUGGAGACAUGAAUGCUGACCAGCUCGCCUCCAAACUAGAAGAGACUCUGCCAGUCAUCCGGUCGGUCAGCGAGCAGUUUAAAGAUCCGGAGCAGACGACCUUCAUUUGUGUCUGUAUCGCAGAGUUCCUGUCUCUGUAUGAGACUGAGCGGCUGAUCCAGGAGUUGGCCAAGUGUAAAAUAGACACUCACAAUAUUAUCGUCAACCAGUUGGUAUUUCCCGAGCCCGAGAAACCGUGUCGUAUGUGUGAGGCCAGGCACAAGAUUCAGUCCAAAUACCUGGACCAGAUGGAGGAUCUGUAUGAAGAUUUCCACAUUGUAAAGCUUCCCCUUCUCCCCCAUGAGGUCCGGGGAGCAGAAAACGUCAACACUUUCUCCAACCUUCUCCUCGAGCCGUACAAGCCCCCCAGCGGGAAAUGAGCUGUCGGGUUGUGUCGGUGGGGGGGGACAACCUUAGAGAAUCACAUCACAGCCCUGGCAGAUCAGGUUCCAUCCCUCCCACCACCACCUGUCUUCUGCCCCCACUCCCUUUCCCUUCUUCAUUUUGGGAGGGGUCUAUUUAUUUUCAGAUUUUGGGGUCCCAGUCUCUUUCUCCAUCUUGUUAUCUCUCCGUCGUCUCUCUCUCUCUCUCUCUCUCACCGUGCCUGUCUCUUCAUCUCAGAUUCCCAUCUACCCAUAAGAAUGCUGCGCCAUGACUC